Molecule: messenger RNA, 4479 nt
Organism: Rhopilema esculentum
Lineage: Eukaryota; Metazoa; Cnidaria; Scyphozoa; Rhizostomeae; Rhizostomatidae
Biological process (GO): regulation of DNA-templated transcription
Cellular component (GO): nucleus; transcription regulator complex
Molecular function (GO): protein binding; transcription coregulator activity
Source: RefSeq, a predicted model, not a curated record
UCUCAAUCUUGUUUCAUGUCUCUAUAUGUUUUUAUGUCUAUUUAUAGUUGAUCUUGGUGUGUGUUGGCGACUAAUAAUUUUUGCAAAAAUUGCUGCAGAUUAUUCGUGAACAAUACUGCAGUGUAGGCCUAAUUUUCUUGUGGCAAUAUCGAGAAUUUGCACUUUCGUUACAGACUGGAGAGUUGACGAUGGCAAUAUCUUGACGGCUAACAACUUAGGCCGGAUAUGUGGCAGGCACCAAUCAAAUCUUGCGGUUUCGACAGUCACUAAGACCUCGCAUGAAUACAGAGAUUAGCGUUUUCGCAACAAAGGGAUUUUAUUUUCCAUUGUCUUUCUGUCAAAUUCAUCAAACCCACGUUGGUUGUGAAAUCCAUAUACGGGUAAUAGAUUUGAGAUCUGUCACUUCUUUGCAUUGGAUCUUUUGGCCAUCUUGUGGAUGCUGGUGGAUAUGGAUGUUUUGAAAAUCCGUGGAUUUUCCACCGUCAAAUAGUGCCGAAAGAAGAAUGAGGUAAUAGCGAAGUAGGUGUCCAUCGGUGUGCAAAGUUGGUCGAAGAAGUCAGGCAUCAUGGAGAGCAGUGGACCAGAACCAAAGAGGAUGAAAAUUGGGGAUGACCAGGAUAUAGUUGUACUGGAUGAUGUAAGAAAACCAGAUAGUGUGAAAGUACCAACAGCUAUUGAGGAAUGUGAAGAGAAAACACUUCCUGUUAAAGAGGGUAGAGAAAACAACAAUAAAAUUGAGAACAGUAGUUCUUCUUCCACUACUGUUAAUUCUAAUGUCACUGUUAGCACUUCAUUGGCACCUUCUGCCAAAACAGACUCAACCUCAGUCCAUUUCAGCAGUGAAAGUGCUUUAAAACCUGAUGCUACAAACCUUGAAAAAAAGCUGUCUACAACAGCAAAGCCUGAUUUUCGAGGCACAUUGCAAAAUGGAUCAGGUCAAAAACUUGAGAGCAUCAUAGACCGCCUAUGCUCAGAUCGCUCUGUCACAUCUAUUGCUGAUAACACAGAAGAACCACUUUUAUGCAGAGUAGAUGCUUCAACCCAGACAUUUCCAGAUUUUGUCAAGAUUGUAAAGAAUCUUGUAUUCAGGAGAAUGAAGCAACUAGAACAGUCGUUGAUUGGCGAUGCAGUUACUGACAGUGUAUUAAACGGCAAGCUUAUUGAGCUUCAAAAAGAAAACAGAGAUUUGCGACGAAACGCAAGAAGAUUACAAGAUAAACUCGAUGCAAUUAUACAGUCAAUUAAAACGGAUGAUAAUGUCUCGUCAUCCAAACUGAAGGAGGUUCUGGAAAAUGUCAGUGCACAGCCCAUGGCAGUAGAGACUGGGGGUGUUUCACCAAUCCGACGACAGUCAGCUGUGGUCAGUCCGUAUCAUGUACAAAAAGCCACUGGGGAAGCCAAUUUUGAAGGUAUCGGGCAUAGAGAUGCGAGACCAAGAGCAGAAGUUGUGGAAAUUUCCAGGCCAUCUUCUAAAACUUCUGCAAAUAUGAAUAUUGUGUUGAAUGAUCACGGUAAAGGUGCUGCCUCCUUUGCAAGCCAAGGGAGUCCCAUAACGAGGCAAGGCCCCCAAGUUAAGUAUGUGCCUCAGAGACUAAGCGCAGGGUCCUCUGCAGUGCCUCAUUCGCAGUUCAUCCAUCUUGGACAAAAUGGAAUGGUCAUGCAAAAAGUUGGUGGACAACGCCCCCGUGCACCUGGAAUCGAGUUUAUUGCUAGACCGCCAGGUCAAAUGAUUUAUACCACUCAACCAGUGCAGGUAACUGGUCCAAGGAUGUCCACGAUACCACCACAACCCCAGCAGGCAGGUCAACAUACCAACCAGCGGCAAAUACUUUCACCUAGUGGUAUGGGAUCAAGACUUUCCCAGCCUGGGCAAUUAUCACGCCCUGGUGGAAAUCUAGUCCGUAUGCAAGGAUCUAGUACACAAACAGUCCAUUAUAUUCCACAGAAUGUGAUGCCUGGGUUUAUCUCACAUACCAUGCCACCAAACAGCCAUCGAAUGCCUUCACAAGUAGCUCCACCUGACAUGAGACCACAGGUGCCUCUGGGCGUCCCACAGCGCGGCAUCAUCCACAGCGAAUUUCGAGCUCGUCCCGGUGCAUCUGGAGUUGCGCCUUCACAGUUACCUCCUCCACCCUAUCAAAUGACGAGAGUUCAAGUUGAAACACCGGUCCUGCCAAAGUUGCAAGUUAAUAUAACAGUGUCUGGAAAUGGAAUUGUUUUGUCCUGGGACUUUGAAACAGAGCCGCCUGCCAAUAUACCGGCGAUUGACUGUUAUCACUUGUUUGCGUCGCAAGAUAGUCCGAAUCCUCCUACAGUUAAAUCAGAGUGGAAGAAGAUCGGGGUCGUGAAAGCACUACCUUUGCCAAUGGCGUGCACUUUGACGCAGUUUGUCUCUGGUAAUUCAUAUCACUUUGCAGUGUUGCCAGUUGAUGUCAACGGAAGAGAAGGCCAGAUGAGCAACCCAUGCACCGUUCGCUUAAAUAAUUAAAGAUUCAGCUGUUUUACACACGAUGAUUAGUUCCCAGAUACUUUGUUCUGAUUAUUUUCCAGCUAAUAUUGAAAACACUGUUAAUGGCGGCUUUACGCAUAUAAUAUCAGACACCCUCUCAUACUCCUGCCGUUAUGCACUCUAUUGUAAAUUCAAACUUCUUGUUCUGAUUCAAUCAAUCAGCUGUCCAAUAGUCAUAAGAAAAAAGUGCCCUAUAUUUUUUGAUGUGAUGUGAAUAUUUUUAAAUCUAUUACACGACAAAAAUUUUAUGUUAGCCAAAGUGCCGACUUUCUAAUGUUUGUAUUAUUAUCAUUUUAGAUUUCAAGUGUAAAAAGGUUUCUAACUGUUGUCUUGGUAUAGCUUGCUUAAUAUAUCGAAUAAAUCUUCACCGUCAAAGUAUGAUAAUCAAUUUUAAUGAAAAGUGUUUUGGGCUUUCGAUAAUUUUCGGUAGAACUAGUUUUUGUCUAUUUCCUAACCUUUAUUGCAGAAUCCUUUGCGACAUGAAAAAUUUGUCGGCAUGAAAAAUUUUAGCCUGAUUACCAGACCCCGAUUUCAAAGGAAAUGGCUAUUUUUCUUUGAAAUCGGAGGGUCCGGUUAUCAAGCUAGAUAAAUCUGAGCCACGACCAGGGGCGGACACUUGGUCAAAUAUUGGGGGGGGGGGCCUAAUGUUUUAAUAAGAUGACGUCACAUUUCCCAUUGUUUUAGAACACAAGACCAUUGUCGUCUGAAGUAUUGGGGCGGUAGCCUCCCUGCCCCCCCCUGCCCCCCCCCCCCCCCCCCCGCGAAAACGGUAUCAUACACAAUCAAGGAUAAAAAAGUACUUUACCAAAUGACCAGAUUUUCUCGUUAGAUUUGGAUCCCAUUACAGGAAAAUUUUAUGGUGUAUCUACCCUUCUGUCGAAUUUUUAAAGUAUGAGCCAAAGACAAACAUUUUCCGUGAAAAAUGGGCCUUCGCCCCCCCCCCCUGCUCCUCUCCGCUAAUGCAAGUGUCAUAUGUUUCUUUAAGUUUACAUUAGUGAAGUACAUGUUAAAUCAGAACAUAUUGCCUAACGAAAUAUUGAAAAUGAUGUUCCAUUUAGUAUUGAAACGUUUGCAUAUCAAAUGCAAUAUUUGCUAGUGACAAGCAAAUGCUUUUCAGCGAAGCAGUGUCUCUCUAUAGCGAUUGUUUCAUGCUGUCAUCUGUUCUUGACAUCUGUUCCUGAUAUGUAAGGAUAUUGCUGAAAACAACUUGAACAAGUUACUACGCAAAGCUAUCUAGUACCAGGUUUUGUAAGUUUUGAAGCCCAAGCCGUUAUUCCUUUCGCCUGCCACUACUGUUCGUUGACAUAUCGUGUACAGCUUUAGUUAUUCUAAUAACAGAGGAAAGUAAAGUACUGGACUUCUUCAAAAUCAUCUCCAACUAAAAUGUAUUUUUCAUUUAUUCUUAACAAGUUAGACAGGAAGCUGUGCUGUAGCCACAACCAAGACCACAUCCAUGGUCACACCCAACAUACUUGCAGCUGUGUUUUUGAUUCUCUGAUGUUUUUAUGAAAUCAUUUAAACUAUUCACCGGCUCUCAAAGGAUGAUAGAAACUGGUCAUUUAUGGAAAAUCCAUAACUAAAUCAAGCAUUAGUUCACACUGCAAAGUAAAGAAUUCGCCCAGCCAAACAGAGUGCGUUGUUUAGGGGGGACCGAGCCCCUAAAAUCUCUGAAAUUAAUCGCUAAGCCCCCUCCACGGUUCCGUUGACAUGGAGAUUUAUUUUUUAAGUUUUCCUACAGAAGACUGCUUGGCAUCGGCUGUUAGCGGUCAUAAAUUUCGUCUUUUAUUUAGCAUGCCUUUUAAGCCUGAUUGGUCAAUAUCGUUCUGUCAAUCAACUGUCGUUAUAUGACCAAUCAUAUUCCGUAUCAGGUUAGUAUAGCUUUUGUGCAGUCUUUGUUUUCAAAGAGCAUGAAUAGUAUGAUGUAUUGGAGUGAGGCGAGUUUUCAGCUAUAAAAUUUUUGAUAUGUGCAA